GCGCCGGGACCCGCCAAGGUGCUCGGAAGCCACCGGCGCGCACGCAGAGAGGACAUCUGGACCGGGUCCCCUUCCUGACUCCCCCAGACUCAAAGCCCGCUUGUGAGGUUGCACAGCCAGAAGCCAGCACAGCCGCCGGCUGCCACACAGCGAUUCGGAAGAGGAAAAGAAUCACCUCCAGCAAAAUGGCUGCUCUGGGGCACACAUUCCCUUUCUAUGCUGGCCCCAAACCCAUCUUCCCCGUGGACACCACCUUGGCUGUCAUCAUCACUAUCUUCCUGACUGCUUUGGUCAUCUUUAUCAUCAUCCUGCCUGGCAUCCGGGGCAAGACGAGGCUGUUCUGGCUGUUCCGGGUGGUGACCAGCUUAUUCGUCGGUGCUGUGAUCCUGGCUGUGAAUUUCAGCUCUGAGUGGUCUGUGGGCCAGGUCAGCGCCAACACAACAUACAAAGCCUUCAGUCCCGAGAGGAUCAGCGCUCGCGUGGGGCUGCAGGUCGGGCUCAGAGGAGUCAACAUUACACUCAUAGGAACUCCGGUGCAGCAGCUCAAUGAGACCAUCGAUUACAACGAGGAAUUCAACUGGCCUCUAGGGGGCGCCUACACCGAGGCCUAUGCCAAGGCACUGGAGAAAGGCCUACCAGAUCCCGUGCUCUACCUGGCCGAGAAGUUCACCCCUCGAAGUCCAUGUGGCCUGCACAACCAGUACCGCCUGGCCGGACACUAUGCCUCAGUCAUGCUGUGGGUAUCAUUCCUCUGCUGGCUGCUGACCAAUGUGAUGUUGUCCAUGCCUGUGCUGGUCUAUGGUGGCCACAUGCUGCUGGCUACUGGCAUCUUCCAGCUGUUGGCCUUGCUCUUCUUCUCCACCACCACGUCACUCACCCCACCCUGCCCCCUCCGCCUGGGCACCGCUGUGCUGCGAGUUCACCACGGUCCUGCCUUCUGGACCACCUUGGCCACAGGACUGCUGUGUAUGCUGCUGGGCCUGAUCCUGGCGGUGGCCCAUAAGAUGCAGCCUCAGAGGCUGAAGGCUUUCUUCAACCAGAGUGCGGAGGACCCUGUGCUGGAGUGGAGUCCCGAAGAAGGAGAACUCCUGACUCCCCGCUACAGGGCGGUGACUGACAGUCCUGAACCCCAGGACAUUCCCCUGUCAGAGACUCCCUCUGAGGCAUGCUGUAAGGAGGAACACCCCAAAGAUUCCGAUUGUGCCCUGUAACUCCAGACAUGGAGAGGAAUUCCUCUCCAAAUCAUGGAGCCCUCAGGAUUCACCAGAACAAUCAAUGGGGGGUGAGGGGGGAGGGAAGGGGUUGAGGGUUGUAUUGGACCCACAGCUCCAACCUACAGGUGAAGGAAAGAAAAAAGGAGGCUCUACAAAACAAAAGCCCUAAGGUACUGAGCAGAUGUGGCUCCUACCCAGAAGCCCUGUGGCUAUGAUCAAACCAAGCGAGAGUGGCUCUUAUUUUUGCACAGCAAUGCACUUUUCCUGGAUGCUUCCUCUCUUCAAGGUGUCCUUCAGUGAAACCCAGCUUUCUCGAAAUAAGGAAUGUGUGGGGAGGCAGAGCGGUUCCAAAGUGAUCUUCUUUUGGUCCUUCUUGGCCCUCAGCUACUUUUGUUUUCUUUCUUUUUUUUCUGGAUCACCUUUUCUUCUAAGUGACCUCUUGGUCUGCACUGGAAAGAGGAGACCACACAUCUCAGGCCGGGUCUAACAUUAACCAGCUGUUCCACAUUCACUUUGUGCCUCAGUUCAGUUCCCAGAUAUGUCAAAUGAGAUUGUAAGAUUUGCCAAGGAUUUUUUUUUUAAGAAAAAUAAAUAAAUCCUAAGAUGUAUAUUUUUAUACCUGA
Molecule: messenger RNA, 1837 nt
Organism: Dipodomys ordii (Ord's kangaroo rat)
Lineage: Eukaryota; Metazoa; Chordata; Mammalia; Rodentia; Heteromyidae
Gene: Duoxa1
Product: dual oxidase maturation factor 1
Exons: 8
Coding region: 186-1211 (341 amino acids)
Biological process (GO): protein transport
Cellular component (GO): endoplasmic reticulum membrane
Source: RefSeq, a predicted model, not a curated record